GGGAACUUGCUCGGACCCGCGCCACGGGAGCUCGAGGGGGCAAUUCGGUACAUUCGGAGUGGCCGAAGAUAUCCUCGAGGUGCGAGGUGGGGACCACGCGUGGGCUUCGGUUUCUGAGCAGCUGACCGUCGUAGCGGUCAAGCAAAGUGGAGAGGAGGAGCGACGUGGGUCCGCUUUAAGAGACAACUUAGGCAGAAUCCACGAAGCAAAUGUCUACUCUGUUUUCGUGGAUAAAAGGUUCUGGGACAGUUGGACGGCAAUAACUCAGCAUCGUUUAAGCAAGCAGGGGAGAGUGUUGAGUGUAGUUAAUCCGAGGUCGAAGGGUGAGAACCGGCAGAGAUCACAGCAGUGGGUGGAUUGUGUUGUUUGAGCACUCCUAGGUGAUGACGGCAGCGGAGCCUAAAAGAUUCAAUAUGUGGGGCGUCUUCCUUUCUGUUUGAAUUUAGCUACAAAAUGAACUCUGACAGACAUUUCAGCAAUUCCCGAAUCUGGGAUUCCGUAUUUCUCUUUGUUUGCUGCUUUUCUUCGAGGCUCUGCUCCAUCGAUCUCUCCAUUUCCUUUAUAGGUGAUUACAAAGGCGGAGCCUAAAAGAUUCGAUAUGUGGGGACAUUCAGAAGAUCCGAAUUGCGGGGCUUCUUCCUCAUCGACUUCUACACCUGUAGGUGAUUAUGAAGGCAGAACCAAAAAGAUGAAAAGAAAUGACUACGAAGUGUUCUUGAGCUUUAGAGGGAAGGAUACUCGCAACGGUUUCACCGAUUAUCUCUAUAAUAGUCUUGUCAAUGCAGGAAUUCAUGUGUUCAGAGACGACAAUGAGCUUUGCGUUGGUGAGGAGAUCGGACCGGAACUUCUCCGCAGUAUUACACAAUCUAAGAUCUCCAUCCCGAUUAUCUCAGAGGACUAUGCAUCCAGCAAAUGGUGCCUUCGCGAGUUGGCUCUUAUGUUGAAUUGCAAGAGAAACAAAGGGCAAAUGGUGUUACCCAUAUUUUACAAAGUGGAACCUUGGCAAGUGAAGCAUCUCACAGGGAGAUUUGGAGAUGCUAUCAAUACACAUAAAAAGAAUUUGGAAGAAAAGAUUGUGAAGGAAUGGGAAGAAGCACUCAAAGAAGUCACUUCCUUGAAAGGAUUGGAAUCGGAGAAAAUUGAUAAUGGGCGUGAAGGAACAUUGGUUAAAAUAGUUGUCAGAAAAGUUAUGAGUAACUUAAAGGAAUUGUUUUUGCUAAAUGUUCCCAAACAGUUGGUGGGAAUUGAUGAUCAUGUGGAGGAUAUUAUGCACUUCAUAGAUGCUAAAUUUAACGAUACAAGUAUUAUCGGAAUCUAUGGAAUGGGCGGCAUCGGUAAGACAACUCUUGCGAAGGUAUUGUACAACAAGCUUUUGAGUCAUUAUGAGUCUCAUAGCUUUGUGGCAGAUAUCCGAGAAAAAAUUAAGCUCAAGGAUCUUGAAUGCAUACAAAAGCAGCUCAUUUAUGACAUAAGUGGAGGCUUACGUGAUGUGUCUAAUGUCGAUCACGGAAUCAAUAUCCUUAAAUCUCGAUGUAUAAGGAAGAAAGUACUCAUUCUUCUUGAUGACGUGGAUGAUAAUACUCACCUGAAUGCUUUGGUCGAAGAUGGUAGUUGGUUUAAAGCUGGAAGUAUGGUCAUCAUCACCACUAGAGACAAGAGUAUUCUUGACAAGGCUGGGGUAAGCCACAAGUAUCAACUCAACGAGCUGCUUUUGGAUCAGUCAUUGGUUUUAUUUAGUAGACAUGCAUUUCGAAAGGAUUCUCCUCCGAGUGAUUAUAAGGUUAUCUCUUGUAAUAUCGUAUCUACUACUGGGGGGCUUCCUUUAGCUCUUGAAGUUAUUGGUUCAUUCUUAUGUGGAAAGACAAAAGAAACAUGGAAAGCUACAUCAAAAAAAUUAGAGAAAGUGCCUGAUAAGAAAGUGCAAGAGAAGUUGAGAAUAAGUUACGAUGCAUUAGAUUUUGAGGACCAACAGAUUUUUUUGGAUAUUGCAUGUUUUUUUAUUGGAUCAUCUAAACAAAAUCCAACUUACAUGUGGGAAGCCUGUGGUUUUUUCCCAGGAAAGGGGAUUGAAGUAUUGAAUCUUAUGUCCCUAAUUAAAAUUACCGAUGAUGGCAAGCUAAUGAUGCAUGAUCAACUGAGAGAUCUUGGAAGGGAAAUUGUUCGUCAAGAAAAUCUAAAGAAGCCUCAAAAGCGUAGCAGAUUGUGGGAAUAUGAGGAUGGCGUAGAUGUGCUUCUCAGCAACAAGGGCACUAGUAAAAUUGAGGCCCUUCGUCUUGACUUAGAUAAUGGGAGAGAAAGUUACACGGCUGAAACAUUUAAAGAAUUGACCAAAUUGAGGUUACUUCAACUGGAAGGUGUGAAUCUCACUGGACAUUUUCAGAACUUGUUUCCUCAACUAAGAUUGCUUGAGUGGAUGGAUCAUCAACCGGAUUUUGAAUUGACCAACUUUCACCUGAAGAAAUUAGUCGUGCUCGAUUUGUCGUGGAGCAAGAUUUGGAGAAUUGGGGAGGAUGGAGUCAACUAAAGGUAAAAUGUAGAGAAGGCAUAUCUCUUAUAAAUAAUCACAUGUUGUCGAUGGGCCCAAUUGCACCAAGUUAUCCUUUAUUUCUUCUGAAAAUAUAUAUUAUGGAUUUUCCUCUAAGCAUAAGAGGAGUUUAUAGGCACUUAAAUAUGUCAAAAGCUUUCUACCCCUUAAUAUUUUAACAAACUAGUCAUGCUUAACAUAGACCUACUAAUAAAAACUUUUUAAAUCGUAUUAAUUAACAUCUAUCAAAAAUAUAAUUACAAUAAUGUGCCCAUGUUAAUUUUAAUCUAAAUGGUUUAUGGCUUCUAGUUAAUUUCUCCCCAUGCAAAAGUAUGUCUUUUUAGCAAUUCUUGUUAUAUGUAUGUAUGUAUCUUCUUUCAUGGAGAUGCAAAGACCCUCACAGUGACUUGUGUUUUACAUACAUACUAAAAUUCUAAAUUCAUUGUUACUUUUAAAGUAAUGGAAAUAAUUUGUGAACUACUUUGACUUGUUGCGCACAAUAAUUAUUCAUUAUUAUUGUUGAUUGUUGAAGUCACCGUACAACACAUUUAUAAAGUACUAAUGUCAUAUGAGUAAUACAACACUUUUUUAUGUCUUGUACAUAUAGCAUUUAAAAAUUGUUUUUCAUAAUUAAAGUAGCCAUUUCUCUUUAAUUUCAUACUAAUUGAAGGAAAACAUGGCACCAAAUGAAUGCAUCUCAUUUCUUCCAUUUGACUUUGUCAUCUGUAAUUUGAUAAUAAAAUUUGUGUAUCUCUAUUCAAUAAAUAACAACAUAGUCAUAACUUUGAAAAACUAAAUAUGAUAUUUUCUAAGAAAUUUUAUUUGCGAAAAAUUGUAGAUAGCACUCAUACAUCCCUAACAUUCUCUUCGCAAUGAUAUGCUUAAAAACAUUUAUAUGCUAGCUUAGCGAAUACACUAUUGAAAAGAAACAUUUAAAAUUAAAUAAGAUAGUUGUGUA
Messenger RNA from Eucalyptus grandis, 3482 nucleotides. Its product is annotated as disease resistance protein RUN1-like. The record is from RefSeq and is a predicted model, not a curated record. Bases 599 to 2524 code for a protein of 641 amino acids. NCBI's taxonomy places the organism in Eukaryota, Viridiplantae, Streptophyta, Magnoliopsida, Myrtales, Myrtaceae. The transcript is spliced from 4 exons. Gene Ontology annotation, molecular function: ADP binding. Gene Ontology annotation, biological process: defense response; signal transduction.